This is a messenger RNA of Lactuca virosa, 2931 nucleotides long. Lineage: Eukaryota; Viridiplantae; Streptophyta; Magnoliopsida; Asterales; Asteraceae. The record is from the annotation of a GenBank genome assembly.
AUAUGUUCUCACAUUUAUUUAUCCACGGUGGUGGAACUUUGCGCCGGCGUCUGUAGAAUUCGCGUUGCUGAGUGUUGCCAAACAUAAUCAGAUAAAUGACAAAUCCAUUUUCUUUUACCCCACCCAAGAACUAACAAAAGGCCUCGAUGAACAAAGCCAAAGAAGAAGGAAACACCACUUGACUUCACAGUUCACUCCUCUCUUCAAUUCCACUCGUAAUCAGACCCAAAUCAUGUUCGAUUCGAAAUUAUCUUUUCUAAUUUUACUUCUUCUACUACCCCUAUCAUCAUCAACGUCAUCGUCAUCUCCACAAGCAAUAGAGUCUUUGGUCAAACGGUUGGAUACCCAGAGACCAUCUCCAUUGUUACAAGAAUCUGCUGCUAAAGCUCUUCUCAAGAGACUGCUUCCUACCCAUUUGUCCAGUUUUCAGUUCAAGCUAAUCUCCAAGGAUGCUUGUGGUGGAUACAGCUGCUUUUGGAUAACGAAUUAUCAGAAUUCAAGCAACAAAUCUCCAGAGAUAACGAUUCAAGGGACAACAGCAGUUGAAAUUGCAUCUGGGCUCCAUUGGUACUUAAAGUAUUUGUGUGAUGCUCAUGUGUCAUGGGACAAGACAGGUGGCGUUCAAAUAGCUUCUAUCCCUCCUCCUGGAUCUUUGCCACCCGUAAAAGAACAUGGGAUUAUGAUUCAGCGUCCUGUUCCAUGGAACUACUACCAAAAUGUAGUCACUUCUAGCUAUUCCUAUGUUUGGUGGGAUUGGGAAAGAUGGGAGAAAGAAAUUGAUUGGAUGGCACUUCAAGGAAUUAAUCUGCCUCUUGCAUUUACAGGACAAGAAUCCAUUUGGCAGAAAGUUUUUAUGGAUUUUAAUAUUAGUGCACAAGAUUUAAACAAUUUCUUUGGUGGACCUGCUUUUCUUGCAUGGGCACGAAUGGGAAACUUGCAUGCAUGGGGUGGCCCAUUAUCUCAAAACUGGCUUGAUCAACAGUUGGUGUUACAAAAACAAAUAUUAUCUCGGAUGAUUGAGUUAGGCAUGACGCCAGUGCUCCCUUCAUUUUCUGGAAAUGUACCUGAGGCCUUAAGAGAGAUAUUCCCAUCUGCAAAUAUAACUAGGCUUGGAGAUUGGAACACUGUUGAUAAAAAUCCUAGGUGGUGUUGUACUUACCUUCUAGAUCCUUCUGAUCCUUUAUUUAUACAAAUUGGAGAGGCGUUCAUAAAAAAACAAAUCAAAGAAUAUGGCGAUGUGACAGACAUCUAUAACUGUGAUACAUUCAAUGAGAAUUCACCUCCAACAAGUGAUCCAGCAUAUAUAUCAUCUCUUGGAUCUGCUGUUUAUGAAGCAAUGUCAAAAGCAGACAAGAAUGCUGUAUGGCUUAUGCAGGGUUGGCUCUUCUAUUCAGACUCAUCAUUCUGGAAACCACCACAAAUGAAAGCGCUCUUGCAUUCGGUUCCAUUUGGGAAAAUGAUAGUUCUUGAUCUUUUUGCUGAUGUAAAACCCGUAUGGGAAUCAUCCUCUCAAUUCUAUGGCACCCCUUAUGUCUGGUGUAUGCUACAUAACUUUGGAGGGAACAUUGAGAUGUAUGGUGUAUUGGAUACACUUGCAUCGGGUCCUAUUGUUGCACGUGUCAGUGAUAACUCAACUAUGGUUGGUGUGGGGAUGUGUAUGGAAGGAAUAGAACACAAUCCUGUUGUUUAUGAGUUGAUGCCUGAAAUGGCAUUUCAAAAGAAUAAAGUUCAUGUGGAGGAAUGGUUGAAAGUCUAUUCUCGUAGACGUUAUGGCAAAACAGUAAAACAAGCUGAGGAAGCAUGGGAAAUUCUUCAUCGAUCAAUUUAUAAUUGUAGUGAUGGAAUUGCCGAUCACAACACAGAUUACAUUGUUAAGUUUCCCGAUUGGGACCCAUCUUUAGACAACUACUCAAGUUUCUCCAAACGAAGCCUCAUCACAACACAUAUCAACCAAAGACAUGUUUUAAGUGAAGUUAAGUCUACAUUGCCUCAACCACAUUUAUGGUACUCAAUUCACGAUUCCAUUAACGCAUUGAAGCUAUUCAUUGAAGCUGGGAAGGAUCUUUCUGGAAGCCUCACUUACAGGUAUGAUUUGGUUGAUCUAACACGACAAGUGUUGUCAAAGUUUGCAAAUCAAGUCUAUAUAGAUGCAAUCACUGCUUUUCAACAUAAGGAUGCGAAGGCUUUGAAGUUUCAUAGCCAAAAGUUUGAGGAAUUGAUCAUCGACAUUGAUGAACUUCUUGCUGCAGAUGAUAACUUUCUUCUUGGAACUUGGCUUGAGAGUGCAAAAAACUUAGCUUUAAACUCUCACGAGAAACAACAGUAUGAGUGGAAUGCAAGAACACAAGUCACAAUGUGGUAUGAUACAACAAGAACGAAUCAAAGCCAGCUUCAUGAUUAUGCAAACAAGUUUUGGAGUGGAUUAUUGGUUGAUUACUAUCUGCCACGAGCUUCGAUAUAUUUCAAACGAUUGUAUGAAAGCUUGAGAGAAAACAAAAAGUUUGAGGUGGUUGAAUGGAGAAAAGAAUGGAUUUCAUACUCAAAUAAAUGGCAACAAGGUACAAAGGUUUACCCUGUGAAAGCUGAAGGGGAUGCCCUAGAGAUUUCAAAGUUGCUUUUUAAGAAAUAUUUGGAGUAAAGUUUAUAAUUCUUCAUUAAUGAAAAACUGGAGACAAGUAGCUGGAAACUUAUUGUUCAGCUAGUUGAAGAAAAAGUGAGAGGGGUGAGUAAGUAAUUGUUUCAAAGUAUGUGGGUGGUUUUUGGCGGGUUUGGAAAUGAGUGGUGGUUUGUGAAAUUUUUUCGAAAUAGAGUCCUAUCUAUUCAUAGUGUGAAAUCCUCAUUUUCACGGCCAGGAAAGACCGAUGUGUUUAUGCUUUAUUUUGAAAAUCAGAGUAACCUUUUAAAGAAAAGUGUUGCGGAAUUUAUUCCUAG